GGUCCGACCCACCCCCGCCCCGCGGCGCCCCCCAGCGGUGGGGCAUCCCAAGCCGAACCGCUGCCCUGUGGGCGUGGCCUCGGCGCAGGACGGACGGGUAACUUUCCACCCCUGCCCACAUGGCGCUACCGCGCUUCCGCCCCCUCUGGCUCCGCCCCGAGAGGGAGCUUGGGGGCGUGGCUCCAUCAUGGCCCGCCCCCCGGGGAAGGCGAUUGGAGGAGGCGGAGCAGAGGCCACGCCUCCUCCCGGUCCGGGCUGCAGCGGUGCCCGGCUCGGCAGUGCCGGCGGCCGGGACUGGACGGGGCGGGCGGGGCUGGACUGGACGGGACGGGUCGGAGCGGAGCGGAGCGGGCGGGGCAGUGCCGGCAGCGGGCAGAGAGCAUCGGCACGGCGGCGCUCGGCGCGGGCUCACCAUGAUCGUGUGUCCCCAGAGCGUGGAGCACCCCCGAGGAAGCCGGUGCCAGCGGCUGCCGGGGCAGGUGGUGAAGAUGUCCGGCGGCGAGCCCGAGCGCCCUCAGUUCCUCUUUGUGAAGGCUCUGGCGAGCCGUGGCCGGCUGGAGGCAGUGACCCAGCAGAUGGGCUACCACCCGCGCUACCUCGACAGCUUCCUGAAGAUGCAGCACUACCUGCUGCACAUGGACGGCCCGCUGCCCUUCGACUGCCGCCACUACAUCGCCAUCAUGGCGGCCGCGCGACACCACUGCCGGUACCUGGUGAACCUCCACGUGCUGCAGUUCCUGCGGGCGGGGGGGGAUCCCCAGUGGCUGCGCGGUCUCGAUUUCAUCCCCCCCAAACUGCGCAACCUCAAUGAGAUCAACAAGAUCCUGGCGCACAGGCCCUGGCUCAUCACCAAGGAGCACAUCGAGAAGCUGCUGAAGAUCAGUGAGUGGAGCUGGUCGCUGGCAGAGCUGGUGCACGCCGUCGUCCUGCUGGCGCACUGCCACGCGCUUGCCAGCUUCGUUUUCGGCUGCGGUUGUGAGCAGGAGGAGGGGCCGGGGGGCAGGGGCUCGCUGAAGCCCUCUCCACCUGGGAACCAGUGCUUCUGUGAGGCCGCCAUGGGGAAUGGCUGCGGGCAGGAGUUGCUGCGCAUCAACCGCAAAAGGUCCCUGGACUCCUGCAUGGAGCUGGACUCGCUGCGGGAACGCGUUCAGAGGAUCCACGUGGAGACUGAGGGCAGGGAGGAGACGAGGCCGCUGCUGCCGGACCGUGAGGAAGAUACUGACGGGGAGGUCACCGGUGCCGCCAACCUCGCGUGCUAUCUGCAGGACCCUGACUUUGGGUACCAGGACUUUGCGCGGCGCGACGAGGAGCAGACGCAGGUAUUCAGAGUCCAGGAUUACUCCUGGGAAGACCAUGGCUUUUCACUGGUGAACCGGCUCUACUCUGACAUCGGGCAUCUCCUGGAUGAGAAGUUCCGCAUGGUGGAUGGUCUGCAGAGCAGUGCCAUGGCCAAGCGGCAGGGCUGCGAACCUUCGGUCUUCAAGCGGGGCAUCUGGAACUACAUCCACUGCAUGUUUGGCAUCAGGUACGAUGACUACGACUAUGCAGAAGUGAAUCAUCUACUGGAGCGAAUGCUGAAAGUUUACAUUAAAACGGUAACCUGCUACCCAGAGAAGACAAACCCAGAAAUGUUUGACAGGUUCUGGAAGCAGUUCAAGCACAGCGAAAAGGUCCACGUGAACCUGCUCAUUCUGGAGGCCAGGAUGCAGGCAGAGCUGCUGUAUGCACUGCAGGCCAUCACCCAGUACAUGGUCUCGUAGGCGGUGGGAGCUGCGCUGCGGCAGGGCCGGGCAGCAUCCUCUCUCCCUGGACUUGUGUGUGACCCGUUGUGCUGGGACAGACGGCGAGGGAUGACUCCAUUUAGUUUACUUGACUGUCUUGUUCCUUCUUUUUUUUUUUUUUUUUUUUUUUCCCUUGUGGGGCACGCUAAGUGGCCCUGUUACGUGCAAUUACCAAACUGUGAGGCAAGUCCGUGCUGCUGAGAUGUUGGUGUGAUGCUGAAGACUUGAACCUGUCCAUGGAGGACCGCCAAAGACACGGGUGGGGGGUCAGGAGGAGGCUGUGUUGGAGGGUUAGGUUUAACAGCAGUUCCUCACCGCAGCCCUGCAGGAGCUUUGCUUCCCCUCCUGUUGACAGCCUCCAUGGAGGCAACAUCUUCCUUAGGAGCCAAGUGGGUGCACUGCAGUGUGCCAGGAAGGGGCUGCGCUGGGUCCCAGCCCAGCACAGGGAGGGGAUGCACUUGCUCCUGUGCCCAUGUCCUGCCAUCCAUGUCCACGUGCCAAACAAAAUCCUGUGGGUCAGACUGGGUCAGUUUGGAGCCAACUCCAAACCAUGAAGCUCUUGUAGGUGGGUGCCUUUGGCACUCCUUGAGCAGGGUGAGAGGGCCUCUGACAGCCUUCAGGCUCUGGAAGGUUGCACAGAGGAUUUGUGGCUGUCUGCAGGGUUGUUAGUCCUGAACCCCACGCUGUUUCCCAUUGGUGGAGGUUCAAGAGAAAUGAGGGAGGCUUCUUGAGUUAACACAGAGCUGGCAUCUUCCUCUCACAGCAACAAGGGCUGGGGUCCUUCGCCCAGCUGUUUGCUCUUAACAGCCCAGCUGAGCUAAGGGCAGCCCUAGCCAUAGGCUGGGGGCUCCUGGGGCUGCCCCGGGUGAGCAGCAGCAGCCCAGCCUGCCAGGAGCUUCCUGGACCAGGGCUGCUCCAUGCAUGUGCACAGCCCAGAGCUGGGGGUGAGGGAACCUGGUUCCCCCUGGGCACAGGAAAGCAACUGCAGGAGGCGUUCAGGGCCCCCCAUCAUCAGCAGGAGUCUGAAGUGAGGGCAGCUGUGAGGUCAGCCCAGUGCACGCUGCUUCAGUCGACCUGUUUACUGCGUAAAUGUACGGGGAGAAAACCUUGUGUAUGGAAGCUAAAGAAAAAGCCUAUUUUUGCUAUAAAUAUAUUAUGUUUGACAUGGAGGCGUGUUUUCUUUCUGUCUGGGGCAGGUUGUACUGGGAUGGUGCUGAUACCUGGAUGGCUGUGCUGGGCAGGGCUGGGUGUGCUGCCCAAAGAUGCUGUAACAUCCCAGCUAAGCUUUGCAGUGGGGAAUUCCAGCACCAGGGACUGCACCACUGGAGAAAUGGUGACAUCAUCUAUCAGAAAGGCAUGCAGAACUCAAGCAUCCAUUAGGAUGGAAUAUAGCAGAGCUGGGCAACUAGCUCUGCUAUCCUUGGCAAUGCUCAGAUCAGCAUAAAACCUAUUAACCACUGGGAGGGAACAAACGUUCCCCUGUUCUAUGUCAAAUUUGGGAUGAAUCCUCCCUGAACGAAUCAACAACUGCAAAAUCCAUCCUGUGCAUUUUCUUUCCCCAACUGCACCAAACACUGCGUGCUUGCAGGAAGCCCCAAGAAGCAUCCCAGGAGCAGGUGUGGGAGUCAGUUCCCCUGAGGAUCUCCUCCUAAAACCCAAUAUUUGGAGAUCAGCUUAAGACUUGAAGCAGGAAGCUUAAGAUCCUUUUAAAAAGUUACAAGCAAGCACCGAUUUCACACUUUUUCAAUGAUAUUCUUUCCUCAGACCUUACUGAAUACCAAGCUACCCCCACCUUUUUAAUACAAGUAUCUGACCAUGAGCAUCUUGUGACAGUGACAUUGGAGUACACAAGGAUAAGAAGCUCACUGACAUCCUAAUGGACAGCAUCUGCUGGAUGGAGCAGCAACCCCACCUCUGUGCUCCUAGAGACAGCCAGCACAACUGCUGACACUCACAGUGGAAUACAAGUCAACACUGAACAUCUCUAUGCAAAGUGAACAGAACCAUCUGCACUCAGGUCCAGGAGGGCAAACCCUGAGCAGGUCAGCACAACUCCUGAACAGUCCUGCAGAAGUUCCAGCUGCCCAGGGUCAGCUUUAGGGCUUGGCAGCACCACUGGCACCAAAGAGAUCCGCACGCUUGGGAGCACGCUGCAGCUUUCAUAGGGCAGGCACACAGCUGCCCUAACAGCAUGGGGAAGCAAAGGAAAGAAGCUGAAGGCCAGGAAAUCGAUAAAUAAAAAAUAAACACAAUAAAAAUGGGCCCCCAUCAGCACACCAGAACAAACCGCAUGAGACAGAGUAGAGGAUUACAGGUUUUUUAUUUGUCAAACAUUCCCCCCUAGUCUAGCACAUUCUACAGUCUUGCUAGCACAGAUGGUAACAAAGAGCCUGUAAUGGUUCAGAAGUUACACUGCUACAGAGAGCAAACAAAAGCAGAGAUUUAUUAUGUUAAAAAAAAAUAAUAAUAAUUCUCAUGAGAAAUAGGUGGAAGUGUGCAGAGGGGGAUGGGGUGGGAAAGGCAUCCGCUCGUGGUGCCCAUCCUGUGUGCAGUGCCUGUGCUGGCAGUGCAGAAAGCUGUGCUGGAAACACCUCUUCCCCAAACCAGCCCCAGCUCUCUGAAGAAGGCUGCUUCCAGCAGAAGUGCCAGACCUCUCCAGACACUUUGGGAGCACCAGCUGUGGCCGUGCCCUCCUGCUUGGCACCACAAGGGUCCCUUUCUCGAGGGGUGAUGAGCUGUAGUGAUGAGUUACACAGGCUACUGAGCUUUCAGGCACCCGGAGUCACCUCCUGCUUGCUUUUCCCCAUGUGAAUCAGAACAAACUUUUCACCAGGCAUGCAGCCGAGGCAAACCCUACGCCAUCCCUGUUCAGGUUCACAUCCCAAAAUUGAUAUACACGUGUUGGUUUUUUUUGGAUAAUGGUCCAAACUCGCACAUUAUUUUGGUGACCCCGCUCUCUCCAGACACCCCCACCCACAGCACCAGACACAGGUUUCUCCCUCCUGGAGCAAGGCUAGCCCUGGAGCAGUUGAGUGUGACUAUAAAUAAGCACCUAAGUAAGAAAAUGAACAAAUCAUGAUCUAUAGAAAAGCUUUCUAGGCAUUUCCUUUGGAAAAGCUGAUUAGUGCUACUUGCUUCUAGCAUGAGCCUCAGUUAUGAGCACAGCCAGGCUCCGGAAUGCUCCCACUGCAUUUGUUCCUCUCACUUAGCAGAAUGAUGGCACUGCUGUUUGUGAAGCAGCCCAGGCAGGGGGAUGUCAUGGUUUUAGACACACCAGCUAUGGAAAUUAAGGGCUCUAAGCAGCUUUCAAUAGCCCAAACUUUGACAGGGAGCCGGUAGUAGUGAAAUACACUCAAGUUAUGAAGAAGUCUCAAGCAAUUAGCUAAACUCAGGUGUAAA
This is a messenger RNA of Phasianus colchicus (ring-necked pheasant), 5180 nucleotides long. RefSeq names its product sestrin-3-like. The record is from RefSeq and is a predicted model, not a curated record. Lineage: Eukaryota; Metazoa; Chordata; Aves; Galliformes; Phasianidae. Gene Ontology annotation, biological process: regulation of response to reactive oxygen species; cellular response to L-leucine; cellular response to leucine starvation. Gene Ontology annotation, cellular component: nucleus. Gene Ontology annotation, molecular function: oxidoreductase activity, acting on peroxide as acceptor; L-leucine binding.